GGGGGCCAGAGGCACCGACGGCGCCGGGACAUCCGUGACUGGCACGACGCGCUCGGCUCGGUCCUUCUCCUUCCCGGGUGGGCGCAGCAGGAACCCGCGCCGUCAUGAUCAAUGAAUCUUGCGAGAACAUCACGGACAUCACCGAACAUGCGGGGCCCUCCGUCAGCGCCGUGAUGUUCGUCACCGGGGUGCUGGGCAACGUGCUGGCGCUGGUCAUCCUCGGGCUGCACAAGCGGGACCCCAAGAGCAAAAUGUCGCUCUUCCACAUCCUAGUGAGCAGCCUGAUAAUCACCGACCUGGUGGGAACCCUGAUCAUCAGCCCGAUGGUGCUGACCGCCUACGCCAGGCGCCGCACACUGCUGGCUCUGAACUUGUGCAGCUAUUGCGCCUUCGCCAUGGCUUUCUUCGGCCUCGCUUCUAUGUUCAUCCUGUUUGCCAUGGCGGUGGAGCGCUGCCUCUCCCUCAGCUGCCCCUACUUCUACCAACGGCACACCAGCAACCGCUGCGGACUCAUCACCAUCCCGGCCAUCUAUGUCUUCUGCCUCAUCUUCUGUGCCUUGCCCCAACUGGGGUUUGGCAUCAACGCGCAGUAUUGCCCGGGCACCUGGUGUUUCAUCAAGAUGGAAGUUUGGAGAAUGGAGGUGAGGCACCGCGUCUAUUCCCUGUCCUACGCCAUCCUGAUGAAGGUGUUGAUCAUCUCCAUCCUACUGUGCAACAUAUCCGUCAUUGUCAACCUGUGCCGAAUGCACCAAAGGAAGAAGACUCGGAGACACUCGAGUGCACCCCGCACAAGAAGGCAUCGAUUUUCCCAGUCCGAAGAAGUUGAUCACCUCGUUCUUUUAGCUAUAAUGACAACAACGUUUGUUAUUUGUUCAGUGCCUUUGACGGUUCGUGCAUACAUCGGGGCAUUUCAAAAUGUCAAAGACAAUGAAAGUGAUCUCGUGGCUCUCCGUUGCCUGUCUUUUAAUUCAAUAAUUGAUCCAUGGGUUUUUAUUAUUCUCAAUACAUCUGUAUUUAGAAGGAUAUUGUCCAGGAUAUUGUGCUGUAAGAUUACUUCAAAGAGACAAGAACCACAUACCACCACUUUCAAAAAUACUGAAAUAUUCAGACAGGAGUCACUUUGGGACAGGCACUCCUGAUACUUGAAUUGUGCUGAAGGUACUUUACAAAAUUUAUCCACCAGUCCGUCCUUUUGAAGGAAAGAUGCACUUAAUAUCACAUGGGAUUUGACAGACCAAUUUGCUUUCUCGUAUUUACAUUGAGUAAGAGGAGAGUUUACAAUAAGCAACGAGUAAGGAACAUGUGCAGAGGAUUUUGUCCUGUUGACAGUUCUGACGUCAUCUGUGAAGCAUCAUUUUUUUCUCUAUGAUUCUUCAAAUUCUUGAGAAAAAUUUGUCAUUAAAAGAUUUUAAUUUAGGCCAUGUGUUCAAUUUCAAGUGAUUUGGCGCAAAUUUUAUUUUUUACAUUCCCCUGUGGCAUAUUUGUUGUUUAAUAGAUAACUUACUUUUCUACAUAGAUUGAAUUGGCUUUGCAGAGUAUUUGUCCUCUUUAUUAAAACAAAAUAUUAUCAAUGGGUCUUUUUACAUGAUGUCAAUAUUGGUUUUAUAAUACACUUUAAUUAUUUAAAUUACAGUUUGUCGGAUAAUAUGGACUGUGGUGCUGUACAACGGAACCAAAUUUCACUCAGUAUUUUUGAGAGGAAUAGAUAGUUUGGUCAUCAGGUUCACUCAGUGGUAACUACGUAGAUACAUAUCAAUUGUUAGAAGCCAUGUCUUUCACUCAAACCAUGGCCCCAUCUUCCCUCUCAAAAGGAUAUAAUGUGACACAAGAAGAGCACGUCAGUACUUCCUGUGGCCUGUCCAAUAUUUAUCUUUAAAACAAAUAAAGUGAAACAAAUAAUCUUUUAUAAUUUCAUUCCUUUUUGUGUGUUGCACAAAAGUUGGCAGCCUCAUUUCCAAUGUUACUACAGUUAGUAAACUUCAAGAGACCUUAUUGGUAAUAACUUUUUUGAAUGUUCUGAGAUUUGUGUAAAACACUAUUUAAAUGCAACUCUUUCUUUAUUAGAUGAUACUCUGUGGAAUUCAAAUUGUGCCAAACCUUGAAAUAGCAAUUCAUGUUAGAAUUUUACAAAAUUACACUCAGGUGGAUUUUCCAUAGUUGCUCAAACUAGAAUGCAAGGAAACAAUUUGUGCUUUUAUGGCAAAGAAUUAUUUUCUACACCUCAAGGCCUCACUUCAGCUUAUUCAAAGGAAGUUCAAUAGUCCAAAUCCUUAGGUGGCAACAGCGGUGUGGCUGGGGGCACAGUGGUACAACUCGUUGAGCUGCCUCAACAGCUCCAGCAACCUGGAUUCAAUCGUGACAUCCAGUCCUGAUGUGUGGAGUUUACACAUUCUCCCUGUUGUUGCAUGGGUUUCUUCCAGGUGCUCUGGUUUCUUCCCACAUACCAAAAGUGUGGCGAUAGGUAGGUUAAUUAGUCGCUGUAAAUUGCCCCAGUGUGUAGGUGGGGCAAUAGAAACUGGGGAGAGUUGACGGGAAUGUGGGUGAAUAAAAUGGUUUAGGGUAAAUGGGUGUUUGAUGAUUGGCCCAUACUCUGUGGGCCAAAGACCCGCUUCUGUGCAUUAUCUCUAUGGCUCUAACCUAAUCGUCACUGAGCCCGGACACAGUCAAAACCUAAGUGUCUUCAGAGCUUCUAAAGAAUUCCUCCAAUUUUCUUCUUACUGGAUCUGUUCUGUAUUGCAGAACAUUUUUAUUGCCCUAGACUUCUGCUUCACCAUCAGAGGCCAGUCAUUUAGUAACUGGAAUUGUUUCUGUAGUUAAUUUCCAAUUUGUAUCACUACCAACCUGCCUGAAUUCAAAAAUAGAAUAAAAUUUAAAAUAUCACCCCUUUCACAUCUUUGAUUUUCUUCCAUUGUGGCUUUUCGGCUCAGUUCCGAUAUCCACAGGUUUUUUGGUACUUGAGAUGUGAGGAGCAGGAAGCAAGUUUUGUUAUUGACUGAUAGAUGUGUUUUCCAAAAUAGAUCAAAACAUAACUUCCAACACAUUAGACAAAAUUGCAUUUAGAUAAGAUAAGAUUUCUUUAUUAGUCACGUGCAUCGAAACACACAGUGAAAUGCAUCUUUGCAUAGAGUGUUCUGGGGGCAACCCACAAGUGGUGCCAUGCUUCCAGUGCCAACAUAGCAUGCCCACAGCUUCCUAACCUGUAGGUCUUUGGAAUGUGGGAGGAAACCAGAGCACCCGGAGGAAACCCACGCAAUCAUGGGGAGAAUGUACAAACUCCUUACAGAGUGUGGCCGGAAUUGAACCUGGGUCGCUGGUGCUGUAAUAGCAACUGCUACGCUACCUUGCCUGCCUACAGUGCAUGUUACCUUAUUGGAUCUCACAGAAUAUUUUCAAAUUAUUUCAUUUGUAUUGAAUAGAUCUUUGAAGUAGUUGAUAAAUUUAUUUCCAUGCUACGUUAUGUAGAAAAGCUGAUUGAAACUUUCAUUGAGGUUAUAGUAUACAUUAUACAGUUAUAUCCUGAUGUUGACUAUUUUAAUUUCAUAACUUUUGAAUAGUUUAUAAUAUUUUAAUUUAUAUAUUCUUUUGUAACUGGGCACUUAUAAUAAUUCAGGUUUUAAACAAAAGUUUUAAUCUUGGCAUUCAGACAUUUCAUUGUAUCCCUGCAAAUAUCUAGUUUUUCUUUUAUUCUUCUGCACAGUUAAGUAUACAGUGAUUCAUUUUAUUUGAGGUAUUAUGUACAGAUAAUCAAGCUAAAAAUCCUAUCCUGCCACGUUUCCCCAAACUUAAUGAACAAUAUAAAAUAAUGAUUUAUUCUGUGCAUUUUAAACUCAUCCCACACAUAAACUGACUUCUGCCAAUGGUACCAAAUGAUGUGUUUAAAUUUGGAGGACAAAGUGAUAGCAAUCUUGAUUCAUUAUUAAUUCAUGUAAGUUUUUCUGUAUGUACAGAAUACGCAGAGUAUUCUGAAAUGGAGACCAAUUACAGCUGGUAAUUACCACUUUGCAGUAUUUAAAACAAAACUGGUAAAUGACGUCAGGUCACUUAAGUGCCAUUUUAAAAUGUCUUCUACUCAAGCUACAUUUGUAGUUAAUGUAAAUUCUUUCUCGUACCAUGUAGUUAAAAUCUCUCCCAAUGCUUGAUUUAAAAAAAUUGACAUAUAUUGUGUAUUUUUAAAUGAAUUAUUAUUAUUGCACAAAAGUUUAAAAUGUUUCCUUUUGAAACUCUAAUUUUGCAAGUAUGUCUUGGAACUUCAUUUGCAGUAAUAACAAGGUAAACAAGAAAACAUGACGACUUUUCAAAUGAUACUGCUUAGUUUUGUACAGUAAUUGUAAAACAGAGCCUGUUUUAUGAUCAGAUAUUUUCUGGAACCAGUCUGAUGUCUGCCUGAUGAAAUGUGAAACUAUGCAGUAAUUAAAAUUACUGGAAACUGUAAUAACACAUCAGAUUAGAGGUUCAUCUGUUGUACAGACAAAGUAUGGAUAAUAUUGUUUUACCAAAGUAAGCCUAUAGUUCCAUCAAUGUAUGUGGUUAAAACCAUGCACAGAAUAUUUAUGCAUUUCCAGCUUGUUAUUUUUUAUUAUAUAUAAUAUUGCACUGCGAACAACUUUUCUAAUAAACAUACAGGACUCUG
This is a messenger RNA of Pristis pectinata (smalltooth sawfish), 4630 nucleotides long. RefSeq names its product prostaglandin E2 receptor EP2 subtype-like. The transcript is spliced from 2 exons. Gene Ontology annotation, cellular component: plasma membrane. The record is from RefSeq and is a predicted model, not a curated record. Gene Ontology annotation, biological process: cellular response to prostaglandin E stimulus; adenylate cyclase-activating G protein-coupled receptor signaling pathway; inflammatory response. Gene Ontology annotation, molecular function: prostaglandin E receptor activity. The coding region runs from base 105 to 1139 and encodes 344 amino acids. NCBI's taxonomy places the organism in Eukaryota, Metazoa, Chordata, Chondrichthyes, Rhinopristiformes, Pristidae.